Lottia gigantea (owl limpet) is the source of this 432-nucleotide messenger RNA. RefSeq lists its product as hypothetical. The record is from RefSeq and is a predicted model, not a curated record. The coding region runs from base 1 to 432 and encodes 143 amino acids. Lineage: Eukaryota; Metazoa; Mollusca; Gastropoda; Lottiidae. The transcript is spliced from 3 exons.
AUGGGUCAAGAAGGCGACUCAAGAAGGGUUAGGGCUAGGUUUAGGGUUAGGGUUAGGGCCGGGGCUAGGACUGGGUUAAGGACUGGGGUUAUCGUCGCACAUAGAAAAUAUUACAAUUGUAACAACUGUUGUAACACGAGAUGUAGAGGUUGCUGUGAUUGUACUAGAGGAUAUAACGGUAAAAGAGAUGUGAGAAAUGCUGAUUUUGAUGCUGCCUAUAAUGCUGCUGCUGAAGAUGAUGUUUUUACUGACGAUGAGAUAAAAUCAGUAUUUGGUGUUGAUGUGGACGAGUUCAAAGCAGAUUAUGAUGUGAACGGAGAUGGUGUAAUUGAAGUGACGGAAUACGAAUCAGUUAUAAACAACCCCUAUAUCCGAAUUACAAGAAAUAUGAACGUGAUUGACCAAUCAGAUGACUGGAACACUAAAAGUUAA